AUGGCCGCCAUCAACCCCCGUUUCGAUCCUCUCGGCCCUGGCGCCGAGGCAUUCGACGGCCCGGAUGGCGAGUCGGCCGGCAUCAAUUGGUCUGACCCUGCAAGCUUCUCCAGGUUCCUAUCACCGAACCUGCCCGUACCGAAAGCGGUCUCGCCUGAAGAGGUCCGUGCAAAGGCCAGGAGCCACUCCGCCCAAAUCUUCCAAGCGUGGAAUUUCCUCAAUGCAACAAUCGAGAGGCACGAAGCCACCAUCCAGAAGCGAUGGUUCAAGAAGACCAAAGAGCAGCGCCGCAAAGUCCUGCUGUCGGCCUGGCCAAACAUGCCUUCUACUCACCGCCCGGACUUGGAGGCUUUCUUCACGGGUGAAUCUGACUACCAGCGCACCGCCGGCACAAAGUUCGCAGACUCCUACAGGUUCCCAUACAUCAACCAAGAGGAUCUCCUGAAGCCCAGGAACUUGCUCCUCAUGCUCAAUUCCCGUGCUCGCAAUCCACCCGAUGCAUUCGCCAUGGCCGACUACGAGGCUGCGCAUUUCGGAUACACAUCCAGAGCUUUAGUGGCACCUUUCCUUAAUGAGUACACCAUGAUGUUCACCGCGAGAAGGACCCCGGAGACAUAUGGCGAGCUCCUUUCUUGGGAUGAUGAACCUGACUCGUUCGAGUGGAUGACCUCUGGCAAAGGGGUGCAUCCCGGCUACGGACUUGAUAUUCUUGAGGCUCAAGACCGUGUUCUGAACUUUCUGGUUGAAUGCUGCAAGCUAAUCCUGCACGACAUUCAGCCUGAAGCCAUGACCAGUGAACAAUUCCCCGUUCAGCCACAACCGCCGUCCGUCUCCGAGAACGAGACGGGUUUUAGCUCACUGGCGGUGGUAGCCUCCGAAGCUCCUUAUCGCGCCCCGGCAAAUCUAGACCUGAAGCGGCUUGAGUCGCUGGUUGCGUCUAAGCUUUCGGCCGCCGAGGACCAUGUGUGGGCGCUGCGCGAAGAUCCUGGCUACUUUGCCGAUUGCGUCACAGACUACAAAGAGCAUCGACAGGAAUUGAUCCCUGAUUCCAACGGCAAGCCUCACCCUAUUUUCAGGCCCGGCCGGGAGAAUACCUUCUGGAAUCGCGUCAUUGGCGAAAUCAUCGCCAACGCUUAUCUCCAGCUGGAGCUCUGGCACGAGUUUCGCGAUCAACUCGCGAACUUGCAGCGUUUGCAGGCCAAGUACGCUCAGGACAUUUCCAUCGAGAAGGAUCUGCCCGACGAGUACCUCACUGCCAUUCUCAAACUGCAGCACUACCUCAACCAUGCGACCAAGGGGCCCAUCGGACAGUUGAAGCAGGGCGUGGUUGCAUCGCCCCCACUGCGCCGCUUCUGGGUUAGAGAGCCCCCGGAUGACCCGCAGUCGACUAGGAUCCGCGUCCGGGAAAAACCUGGCAGCGCGUCAGAUCAGACCCGACAGCGCCUCGUGUGGCUGUUCAACGCUAUUUGGGAUGAUGACCGCCGGUACCUUGCCGGGAUCACCGUUUUAGUGGAUGAGCUGGAGCGCCUGCUCCAGAAUAACGCGGACGCAAGGGAACUCACUUCUCCGUACAUUGUGGGUGUUGUCUCAGAUCUUGCCGUAAUGGUCGAGUGCAUCCGCCACAUCAACCUGUACCAACCGUGGGCGCAGACUUUCGAGUCCCAUAUGAGAGGAAAGGAGGGGGAGUUCACGAAGGAUUGGGCUGAACGAACUAAAGGAUGGGUUCAGUUCCUGGCAGUUGCUGACGGGACGUCCCUCGCCACCCUAGGGAACCCGUCGGACCAAAAGUUCUUUUAUCCGGUCGACAAGCGGCGGACUCGGGAGAACGUCGAGGCCAUGAGGCGGGCCGAGCAGAACCUGGACGCCUUCUGGAGCAAGAGCGACGAGCACAUGCUAGCCAAGAAGCGGAGCCUGGACAACACUGCGGUGCGGCAGCUGCUGUCACAACCUCGGAUCUUGCAGAGGACGGCGGAGUGGAUUGAGCCGGCCAAAGCUCCCCAGACCCCAGCAGGGGAUGUACAGUCCCUGUGCAAGCCUCUGUCCGAGCUCUACUUCGAUCUAGAGCAGCGGACAGAGCGAACGAUCGACCGUUCCGGCGCGUCCGCUCCCAAGACCAAGGAGAAGACCAAAGGCACAGCACAGACGACCGACAGAUUAGGCACGCCACCAGCGGAGCCCCUUGAACGCCACCGACCCGACGAGCAGCCAGUGUUUACGGUUGACAAGAGGGCGCAGAAGGUCUUCUCCACUCUCUUCUUCACCCCUUCGGCUUCGGCACAGCCAGGCGAGGUGGCCUGGGCAGACUUCCUGCACGCCAUGAACUCCACCGGCUUCGUACCUGAAAAGCUGUACGGGUCGGUGUGGCAGUUCAGCCCUACAAAGUUGGACGUUGAAAGAAGCAUACAGUUUCACGAGCCUCAUCCGUCAGGCAAGAUCCCCUUUCGGACGGCCCGCAGGCACGGGCUACGGUUGAACAGAGCCUACGGCUGGCACGGCGGCAUGUUCGUCCUUGCCUAG
Lasiodiplodia theobromae is the source of this 2517-nucleotide messenger RNA. RefSeq lists its product as uncharacterized. The coding region runs from base 1 to 2517 and encodes 838 amino acids. NCBI's taxonomy places the organism in Eukaryota, Fungi, Ascomycota, Dothideomycetes, Botryosphaeriales, Botryosphaeriaceae. The transcript has a single exon. The record is from RefSeq and is a predicted model, not a curated record.